AAUGUGACACCUCAGUAACAGCUUAUAUUUAGAAUUCCACACAUGACAUGACCAAAAUAACCUCUUGUCCCCUUCAUGACUGAUUAUGAGCUGAUCUUAUCAAACACGUUAGCAGCAGCUUUGGAGACACCACACUCUGAAACAGAAGAGUGUAAAUAUGCCACGUGUGGCAUGAUUAAAAUAGAAACUGUAAGUGGAACCUGAGUCUUGAUCUGUAGCUGGCAUCAUGAAUUGUAAAUAGACUUGACAUGCACAUUUCCUGUGUCUUCUAGAAGACAUUUCCAAAUUCUUAAGGAAAGAGCUUUCUUUUUUGAAGCAACACUAUGCAAAUUUUGGCGCUCUAGCGGUUAAUAAACAGAACUGCACGCAUCCCGCGGAAGAACAUUUCUAACCGGAGCUACUUCUUCAAGUUUAUUUCUAUGGCGAUUCACGCAACUUUGAGUCCCAAGGACCUGUUGGCCCCUGUCCUGUACCACGGUUACUACAUUCGUCCCCGCAUCAACAAGCAGCUUGAGCGGGGCUUCUCUCAGAUAGAAAGCGAAGAUGAUUGGUAUCGAGUUUUGUUAGAUGUGUGCCAGUUUACACCAGAUGAGAUCAGUGUGCGAACAGUCGAUAACCUGCUGGAGGUGACGGGGCGGCACGCUCAGAGAAUGGACCAGCAUGGCUUUGUGAGUCGAGAGUUUACCCGCACGUACAUCUUACCGAUGGGUGUGGAUCCGUUGCUGGUGCAGGUGUCUCUCUCACAUGACGGGAUACUGUGUAUCCAGGCACCACGAAAAACUGAGGACCUGGAGCCUAAAAUCAACCAGCUCAAGAUUAAAGUGGACAAGACGGAAAGCAAAAGCUAAUAAAGUGGACUGAUAUAAGCAGGCCCACAUGGAAUCCCGCAGAACUCUGUAGAAAAGUCUAUGGAGUUGGAAUGCUUAGCACAUGCUGCUCAUUUAUUAAAUAUUUUGGAUAUUUUGAA
This is a messenger RNA of Cyprinus carpio (common carp), 967 nucleotides long. RefSeq names its product heat shock protein beta-2-like. Gene Ontology annotation, biological process: response to heat; protein refolding. Lineage: Eukaryota; Metazoa; Chordata; Actinopteri; Cypriniformes; Cyprinidae. The record is from RefSeq and is a predicted model, not a curated record. The transcript is spliced from 2 exons. Bases 420 to 848 code for a protein of 142 amino acids. Gene Ontology annotation, molecular function: protein folding chaperone; structural constituent of eye lens.